Messenger RNA from Meriones unguiculatus (Mongolian gerbil), 4669 nucleotides. RefSeq names its product murinoglobulin-1-like. Gene Ontology annotation, molecular function: endopeptidase inhibitor activity. Bases 72 to 4532 code for a protein of 1486 amino acids. The record is from RefSeq and is a predicted model, not a curated record. The transcript has 37 exons. Lineage: Eukaryota; Metazoa; Chordata; Mammalia; Rodentia; Muridae. Gene Ontology annotation, cellular component: extracellular region.
GAAAUCUCUAGAAACAGGGUUAAGAAAGAGGACACCAUAAGCCCUGUCCUCCUGUCCUUUCUUCCUACACCAUGUGGAAGAACAGACAGGCUCUGCCAUGUCUCAUUUCAGUUCUUCUUGUCUUUCUGCCUUCUGCUUCCUCGAUCCAUUCAGAUCCGAAGUAUAUGGUGCUGGUCCCUUCCCAGCUCCUCACUGAGACCCCUGAGAAAAUCUGCCUCCAUCUAUACCAUCUGAAUGAGACGGUGACAGUCACAGCCACCUUGCUGUAUGGCUGGGGAAACAGAAGCCUGUUCAAUGAGCUUGUGGUCGACAAGGACUUGUUCCGCUGUGUGUCCUUUACUCUCCCCAGACUUUUCCUUUCUGAGGAGAAGGUGUCCCUCUCUGUCCACAUCAAAGGGCCAGCACAUGAAUUCAGCAAAAAGACGGUGGUGCUGGUGAAGAACAAAGAAAGCGUUGUCUUUCUCCAGACAGACAAACCAGUGUACAAGCCAGGACAGUCAGUCAACUUUAGGGUUGUCUCUAUGGAUAAAAAUCUACACCCUCUGAAUGAGUUGUUUCCUGUGGUUUACAUUGAGGAUCCAAAAACGAACCGAAUUAUGCAGUGGCAGAAUAUCAGCACAGAGAACGGGCUUAAGCAACUGUCCUUCAGCCUGUCACUGGAGCCCAUUCUGGGCUCCUACAAGAUAGUGAUACAAAAACAAUCGGGAGUGAAGAAAGAGCACUCCUUCACCGUAGAGGAAUUCGUGCUUCCUAGAUUUGAAGUUCAAGUAAAGGUCCCAAAGGCCAUCUAUAUGCAAGAAGAAAAAAUAAAUGUGACGGCAUGUGCAGUAUACACCUACGGGAAGCCUGUCCCAGGACAAGCAAAGAUAAGUAUAUGCCUUAAAUAUCUGUACUUCAGCCUUGGGGAAAAGCCUGAAUGCAAAGAAGUCAGUUACCAGCUAGAAAAAAAUGGCUGUAUCACACAAGAAGAAAACAUCACUAUGUUCCAAGUAAAGAAAAGUUAUGAUGACUACAAGUAUCUUCGUGUGAAUGCAAAUGUCAAAGAAGAAGGGACAGGAUUCGAGUUCAGUGGAUCUGGAACAACUAAAAUUGAAAGAACCACAACCAAACUAGUAUUUGUGAAAGCGGACUCAGACUUUAGACCUGGGAUUCCAUUCCGUAUGAAAGUUCGCCUAGUGGAUGUCAACGACAUUCCUCUCCCAAAUGAGCAAGUCUUCAUCAAACUACAUGAAGCUGGGAACACCAUUGCUGCUAUCACUGAUCAAGACGGCCUGGCAGAAUUCUCCAUCAACACCACAAGCAUUGCAGGUUCUUACCUCACUAUCAAAGUCUACCACAAGAAAGAAAAUUUGUGUCUUUUUUUUCCUUGCAUGGAAGAACAAUACGCAGAAGCACAGCAUGAGGCCUACAGAGUUUAUACUGAGAGCAGGAGCUAUGUCUACCUUGAGAUAGAGCCUGGCAUCUUGCCCUGCAGCCAGAUUCACACAGUUCAGGCACAUUUUAUUCUGAAUGGGCCAGUUUUGUUGCUGCUGAGAGAGCUCAAUUUUUACUACCUGGUCAUGGCGCAGGGCAAAAUCGUCCAUACAGGAAGCCACACUCACCACAUGGAACCCAGUGAAUCAUGCCAACAAUUGACCACAGAGCAGCAGGAAUGUCUUCCAAAUGCAGUCCCUCCAGGUCCAGUGAAAGGCCACUUCACCUUGGAGAUCCCCGUGGAGUUCAGCAUGGCCCCCGUCGCUAAAAUGCUCAUCUAUGCCAUCUUGCCUGAUGGAGAAGUGAUUGCAGAUUCUGCAAAAUUUGAAAUUGAAAAGUGUCUUCUCAACAAAGUGGACCUGAGCUUCAACCCAGCCCGAAGUCUCCCUGCCUCACAGGCCCAUCUGCGUGUCACAGCUUCUCCUCAGUCCCUCUGUGGCCUGAGAGCAGUGGACCAAAGCGUGUUGCUCCUGAGGCCUGAAGCUGAGCUCUCCCCUUCCUGGAUCUACAAUCUGCCAGAGAUGCAGCACAAGGACCUUACUCCAAGAUCCCACCAGCUCUCUGAAGAAGAUCAUUAUAAUAUGGGAGAUACAGUCACAUACUUAGGACCAGACGAAUAUGACAAGGAUGUCUAUGAAUACAUAGAGGACAUGGGUUUACAGGCCUUCACCAACUUGAAGAUCAAACAUCUUAAAUUUACUACUUACUUCAGCUCUGGCCUAAGAACAGGGUCUACAAAAUAUGAUCUUGCCGAUGCCAGACUUGAACCUGAAGUCACGGUGGCAAAUAAAAACCUUUACCAUGGAGAUCCAACUAUUGAGACCUUUCGAAAAUAUUUUCCUGAAACUUGGGUCUGGGAUUUAGUCACAGUAAACUCCUCAGGACUGGCUGAAAUGGAAGUGACAGUCCCUGACACCAUCACUGAGUGGAAGGCCGGGGCCUUCUGCCUGUCCAAUGACACUGGACUUGGGCUCUCUCCUGUGGUUUCUCUCCAAGCCUUCCAGCCCUUCUUCGUGGAGCUCACGAUGCCCUACUCUGUGAUCCGAGGAGAAGCCUUCACGCUCAAGGCCAAUGUGCUGAACUACCUUCCUACCUGCAUCCGGCUGGGUGUGCAGCUGGCAGCCUCUCCAGAUUUCACAGCUGUCCCGGUGGAGAAAGCCCAAGAUUCUUACUGCGUCUGUGCCAACGGAAGGCACACCACGUCCUGGUUGGUGACUCCCAAGUCUCUAGGAAAUGUGAAUUUCUCUGUGACUGCAGAGGCACUGCAGUCCCCAGAGCCCUGUGGUUCUGAGGUGGCCACAGUCCCUGAUACUGGGAGAAAGGACACAGUUGUCAAAGUCCUGCUUGUUGAGCCUGAAGGAAUUCAGGAGGAGCACACCUUCAGUUCCCUGCUCUGUGCAUCAGAUGCUGGGCUAUCUGAAAAAUUGUCCCUGGUGCUCCCACCAACAGUAGUGAACGAUUCAGCCAGAGCCCAUUUCUCUGUGCUGGGUGAUAUCCUGAGUUCAGCCAUUAAAAACACCCAGAAUCUUCUCCACAUGCCCUAUGGCUGUGGGGAGCAGAACAUGGUCCUUUUUGCUCCUAAUAUCUACGUACUGAAAUAUCUGAUUGAAACUCAGCAGCUGACUCAGAAAAUCAAGGAAAAAGCCAUUGACUACCUCAAUGCUGGUUAUCAGAGGGAGCUGAACUACAAACACAAGGAUGGCUCCUACAGUGCCUUCGGGGAUCAAAAUGGCCGGAGUCAAGGGAACACUUGGCUCACAGCCUUUGUGCUCAAGUCUUUUGCCCAAGCUCGAGCCUUCAUCUACAUCGAUGCAGCACACUUAACCCACACCUUCACCUGGCUCUCCCAGCAGCAGCAGGACAAUGGCUGUUUCAGGAGCUCCGGAUCACUGUUCAACAAUGCCAUGAAGGGGGGAGUAGACGAUGAAGUGACCCUCGCUGCCUACAUAACCAUUGCCCUUCUGGAGAGCACAUUCCCAGCUACACAUCCUGUUGUCUCCAAAGCCCUGAGCUGCUUAGAGUCAUCCUGGAAGACAGCAGAACAAAAUGGAAGGAAUAACUCUGUGUACACCAAGGCCCUGCUGGCCUAUGCUUUCACUCUGGCAGGGAACCAGCAGAAGAGAAAUGAAAUCCUGGGAUCACUUGAUAAGGAAGCUAUAAAGGAAGGUAACUCUGUCCACUGGGAAAGACCCAAGAAACCCAGGAAAGCAGGGAUGUCUCUGUACGAACCCCAGGCUCCCUCUGCUGAAGUGGAGAUGAACGCCUAUGUCCUCCUCGCUCUCCUCUCUGCUCAGCCAGCACCAACCCCUCAGGACCUGGCUGUGGCAGUGAGAAUCGUGAAGUGGCUCACAAAGCAGCAGAAUGCCUAUGGCGGCUUCUCCUCCACUCAGGACACUGUGGUGGCCCUCCAUGCUUUGUCCAAGUAUGGAGCAAUUACUUUCUCCAGAAGUCAGAAAACUCCUUUGGUGACCAUCCAAUCUUCAGGGACGUUUUCCCAAAAGUUCCAAGUAGAGGACAGUAACCGCCUGUUACUGCAGCAGGUCCCUUUACCUGACCUUCCUGGGGACUAUGAAAUCAGUGUGACAGGAGAAGGAUGUGUGUAUGCUCAGACGACGCUGAAAUACAACGUGCACUGGGAGAAGCAGCAGUCUGCAUUUGCUCUCCGGGUGCAGACAGUACCUCUAACUUGUGAUAACCCCGAAGGCCACAACAGCUUCCAGAUCUCACUGGAAAUCAGUUACACCGGGAGCCGUCCAGCCUCCAACAUGGUGAUUGCUGAUGUGAAGAUGAUAUCUGGUUUCAUUCCAUUGAAGCCCACAGUGAAGAAGCUUGAACGGUCCCAGCACGUUAGCAGAACAGAAGUGAGCAACACCGAUGUCCUGUUAUAUCUGGAUCAGGUCACCAAUCAGACCCUGGCCUUCUCCUUCAUCAUUCAACAAGACAUCCCAGUGAAAAACCUACAGCCUGCCGUUGUGAAAGUCUAUGACUACUAUGAGACAGAUGAAGCAGCCUUCGCUGAAUACAGCAUGCCCUGCGGCACAGAGAAACCAAAUUUUUGAAACUUGUCACUCAUUGAAACUUGGACAAGGCAUUGCUGGAAUCUCCAAACCCAGGAACCUUCAAGAUGGUGAUUUUCCUUUGUCUCUGCGAUAUAAAUACUGAACAAGCUUGGUAAAUAAACAUGUAGUUCAAAAUG